UCCAAGUAUGAUUUUGAAGUUUUAGCUGUGGGUCCUGUCUAAGCAUACUAAACAAAUGCUAUGGGCGCAUACGUUCACUUUCGAUAGUCGCCAGAGAUGACGAGUUGUCGACUACCACUGUGGCAUACUCCCUCUGACGUAGGCAGGAGAGCAGGGAUCGACGUCCCACAAUGCACCGCUGUUUCCGUUUACUUUCAACCCACCUAACACAUGGGCUGCUGUAGUAGUGAUUGUUUAUAUUGUUCAUUUUCAUACCAAAUGUAAGUGUGUUUCAGUAUUAUUCUUUUCACCUUAAGAUGAAAGUAAAAGUCCUAUCGAGAAACCCAGACGACUACGUCCGGGAGACCAAACUUGAUAUUCAGCGUGUUCCCAGAAACUAUGACCCUACACUUCAUCCAUUUGAGGUGUGCCGAGAAUACACCCGGGCCCUUAAUGCCACUAAACUGGAUAGGGUGUUUGCAAAGCCUUUUCUGGCCUCAUUGGAUGGACACAGAGAUGGAGUGAACUGCAUGGCCAAGCACACCAAGAGCCUCUCCACAUUGCUGUCUGGCUCUUGUGAUGGGGAGGUUAAAGUAUGGAAUCUUUCCAAACGUGAAUCCCUCCGCACAUUCCAAGCCCAUGAAGGUUUUGUCCGUGGAAUCGCUGUCCGCUUCUGUGGAACUUCGUUCUUCACGGUUGGUGAUGAUAAAACAAUCAAACAAUGGAAAAUGGAGGCCCCAGGUUAUGGUGAGGCAGAGGAGCCACUUAAUACAAUUCUGGGCAAGACAGUAUUCACAGGGCUUGACCAUCAUCAGAAAGAAGGUGUGUUUGCAACAUGCGGCCAGCAGGUGGACAUUUGGGAUGAGAAAAGGAGCAGCCCCAUCCGUUCUUUUACCUGGGGUGUGGACAGCUUCAGCUCUGUCCGUUUUAACCCAGUGGAGACUGAACUUCUUGCAAGCUGCGCCUCUGACAGAAGCAUCGUACUGUAUGACAUGAGAGAAGCAGCUCCGCUUAAAAAAGUUAUCAUGACGAUGAGGAGCAACACAUUGUGUUGGAAUCCAAUGGAGGCUUAUUACUUCACAUCUUGUAAUGAAGACUAUAAUCUUUACACAUAUGACAUGAGACGCUUGAACCAGCCGGUCACUGUACACACUGACCACGUGUCUGCAGUGCUGGAUGUUGACUAUUCCCCCACUGGCAGAGAGUUUGUGUCUGCCAGUUUUGACAAGACCAUCCGCAUCUUCCGCAAGGGUGCUGGCCGUAGUAGGGAAGUCUACCACACCAAACGCAUGCAGCAUGUCAUCUGCGUAAAGUGGUCAGCCGAUAACCGCUACAUUCUGAGUGGGUCAGACGAAAUGAAUAUCCGUCUCUGGAAAGCGAAUGCUUCAGAGAAAUUAGGAGUGCUCGCACCCCGAGAGAGGGAGGCCACCAACUACCGACAUAAACUGAGAGAGAAGUUUAAGCACUUCCCACAGAUCAGGCGCAUUGCUCAGCAUCGACAUCUCCCCAAGGCCCUUUACCACCAGUCUAUGGAGCUAAGGACAAUGAAGGAGGCUUGCCGCAGAAAGGAGAAGAACGUUCGCACGCACAGCAAACCAGGAAGUGUGCCUGUCUUGUCUGAGAAAGAGAAGCAUGUUGUGUCUGUGGUCAAAUAAAAAAAGAGAAUUAAUACACAACACUGGAGAUUCAUCACACAUAUACAGGGUUUGAUCAGACUGCUCUUGCUUUCCAAUCUUGCAAGCACCUUCUCACUGAGCAUGUUUUUACAAGUCAAAGCAUUCAUCUUGCACCUUUCAAAUCGUAUUUGAUUAUGCCUUUUCAGAAGUGACGUUGAUUUUUUUUCCUUUAAAGCAGUGAUUCCCAACCAGGGUGCCAUGACCCACUACUAGUCUGCUGUGAGAGAUCAUUAGGGGUGCUGUGGAAAAUUAUCUUCUUUCACCCAAGUUGUCUGAAAAUAAUGAUUUAUUAAUUACACAUUUGUAAUUGUUCAUCUCUAUACGCCAGGCAGAACAAUUUUCCAUUACAUGGCAGAAGGUACCACCUUUUGCCAUUCAUGACAGAAUAACUCAUUGCUUCAUGCGAGUAUCUCAACUUUGUGUUCAGUUCAGUUUAUACUACUUGAGACAUUAUUGUUUGGUGGUGUUCCCUGAGAUUUUUCCAAUGUCAAAUGGUUGCCUUGACUCAAAAUAUGUUGGGACACAUUGCUUUAAAGCAAUCACAAUCUCUAUACUGUCAAUGUCAACCAAUGGAUGUGAGUAGAGAAUCACCAAUUCCUUGAGACUCAAUCCAUUUUCCACAGCGCUUGUUCUCAUUUGGGGUGGGGGGUGAGCUGAAGACCUGUUUGUCUAAAUUAAACAAAAAUAAAGAAAAUCCCUCAAUUGCUUUGUUUCCCUCAAUGAGGUUCACAAAUCUUUCUGCUGUUGUACGAUGGUUUGAAGGUCCCCAUGUGUAACACGCAGAAUUUAACUUCCACUAUGCUUUAUGAGGUUUGUAAUGCAACCAUAUUUUGUCUGGUCUGUUCUCUUGAAAUGGUUUAGAAAUCCCUAAAUUGGUUAAGGAAAAUCACUUAAAAUUAACUCAAAAUCUGUACUUUCAUUAUUUCCUGGUGUGUGUGUAUACAGUGCUGUGAUUAUUGUGUAUUGGCCCCCCGUCUCAAAUUCUUAUAUUUUUUGCAUAGUUUCACCAAUUUAAGAUCAUCAAAACAACAAUCAUAACUGGUUGGGCCAUUCUCAGUAGCAACAACUGAAAUCAACCGUUUUCUUUAACUAGCAAAGAGUUAUUCACAUAUCUGGAGAUAUGUUGGCCCACUCUUCCUUGUAGAAUUGUUUGAAUUGAGCAAAAAUAGAGGAUUUUCGAGCAUGAACGGCCUUUUUAAGGUCAUGUCACUGCAUUUCUAUCAGAUUCAGACUUUGACGAGGCCACUACAAAAUCUCAAUUUUGUGUUUUUAAGCCAUUCAGAAGUUGACUUCCAGUUGUGUUUUGGAUCGUUAUCCUGCUUCAGGACCCAAUUGUGCUUCAGCUUGAGGUCACAAACUGGUGGAGGAACAUUCUCCUUCAGGAUUUUCUGUUAAAGAGCAGAAUUCAUGGUUCCAUCAAUCAGAGUUGUCCAGGACCUGAAGGAGCAAAGCAGCCCAAAGAUCAUCAGAAUAUCACCACCACGUUUGACUGUUGCAAUGAUUUUCUUUUUCUGAAAUGCUGUGCUUCAUUUACGCCAGAUGUAACGAGACACACACCUUCCAAAAAGCUCAACUUUCAUCUCGUCCAUAUAAUAUUCUAGGGCUUGAUUGAACAGGUCUGGAGGUAAUAAGGCUUCGGUGUGAUCAGUGAAAAUUAACCAAAAAUUGUGAUUAGCCACAGUUAAAUCAUGAUUUAACAUGGUGGGUUUUUUUUAACACAGAGCCAGGUAACUUUUUUUUUCUUAAUAAAUGAAAUCACCAUUUAAAAACAGCAGUUUUUUUUUUAAAUGUACAUUUAUUUGAUGAUCUUAAACAUUGGUGGGGAAACUGCAAAAAUAUAGGAAUUUGAGAACAGAGCCAGUAAUUUUUCACAGCACUGUAUAAUUUUUUCUCCCAUGUUUUAUUUAAAUGUCAUGAGCCAACCUGUCAGUGUUUGAUUUCAAUCACUUCAGCUACCUGUUGUUUGACUUUGUACUAAUUUACUUACAGCCCUUGUGAUGUAUAUACUCUAUCCUCUUAAAGCUGUCGUUUAAAUCCCAUCAGCACCUCUACCUGAGCACAGCUGAGGCCAGAGUGAUUAACUUCGUACCUGAAGUUAUGUGGUUUUAAAAAAACUAUUGGUAAUAAAACAAGGAAUUGAAAUAAAAAUCUACAUCCUUGUUAAAAAUUCAUGUGGAGACGUUAUAUUUAUAUUACAUGUACAAUGUACUGUACAUAGCUACUAGAUGUAUGUGCGUUUACGCCACUUGUCAUAAUCAUGCCGCGAGAAUAAAGCUUUAUCAUGCUCCUACUGCAA
Phycodurus eques (leafy seadragon) is the source of this 3951-nucleotide messenger RNA. RefSeq names its product ddb1 and cul4 associated factor 13 (gene dcaf13). NCBI's taxonomy places the organism in Eukaryota, Metazoa, Chordata, Actinopteri, Syngnathiformes, Syngnathidae. The record is from RefSeq and is a predicted model, not a curated record. The transcript is spliced from 11 exons. Gene Ontology annotation, molecular function: protein binding. Gene Ontology annotation, cellular component: small-subunit processome; nucleolus. Gene Ontology annotation, biological process: maturation of SSU-rRNA from tricistronic rRNA transcript (SSU-rRNA, 5.8S rRNA, LSU-rRNA). The coding region runs from base 297 to 1634 and encodes 445 amino acids.